AUGCUGAUCCGCCGAGCAGCAUCACUGACCACCACUGCCGUCAAUCUUCAUAUCCGGCGCUUCUCCACCGCGUCUCUCCUCCAGGAGGCGGAUAAUCCCCUCCAGUUCACCUACUUGGAUGGACUGCCCAGGCCCGACCCUAAACACGACGAAACCAUCCACGCGAUCCCACGCGCAGUCUCCGGCAAGAGCAUCGCCACCAAGGAGAGGAAAGUCGGCCGUGUACCCAGUAUUGUCUUCGAGGCGAAAGAUGGCCAGCACGGCGGCAACAAGCGCCUCAUUUCGGUACAGAGGAGUCGGAUAAAGAAGCUUGUGGAUCACUUGGGCCAGUCCUUCUUUCUCUCCAGGACAUUUGAUCUGGAGGUCCGACCCGAAUUUGGAUCCAUUUCGGGUCUUGCCCCGGAAGGCACUGAUGCAGUGCUUAAUGUCACGUUCAUCCGAGCCCCAUCUGAUGUUUGGUUGAAGGUCGAUGUGCCUCUGGUUUACAGAGGAGAUGAUGUCUCCCCCGGACUCAAGAAAGGGUCGUCUUUGAACAUAAUCAAGAGAACCGUUAAAUGUUCUCUGCCAAGCGGAUAUCAUCCCACCCUACAUUGA
This is a messenger RNA of Striga hermonthica, 594 nucleotides long. The record is from the annotation of a GenBank genome assembly. Lineage: Eukaryota; Viridiplantae; Streptophyta; Magnoliopsida; Lamiales; Orobanchaceae.